Messenger RNA from Durio zibethinus, 1292 nucleotides. RefSeq lists its product as uncharacterized. NCBI's taxonomy places the organism in Eukaryota, Viridiplantae, Streptophyta, Magnoliopsida, Malvales, Malvaceae. The record is from RefSeq and is a predicted model, not a curated record.
CUUCCGUUGUAGUCUAGUUGGUUAGGAUACUCGGCUCUCACUCGAGAGACCCGGGUUCAAGUCCCGGCAACGGAAAUCGAAGAAUCAUAUCGGUUCCGUUUUUUACAGCCGAAGCCUUUGAGACUUGAGAGCUGGUUAUUCCUUGACACGUUGCCUUGUUUGAACGUCACGUUAGUCCAUUCCCUCAAAUUCAAGUCUUCUUCGGUUCUUCUCCAAGUCUAGAAUAGAAAGGUGCCCUACUUUUCUUAUUCUGCAAAAUAGGGUUUACAGUUUUCAAAAUAAUUUCAAUUUGAGUGAAAGCAUCAUAGUUGUUCGACUUUGCUCCUGAAUCAACAAUGGAUGUAGAAGAUGACACAAGGGACGGCUCUGUUUCUUCUGUUAUUCUUGAAUCUUUGGAAUCUAUCUGGGAGGGAGAUAAGCUUUCUGAUGAAGAUUUGGCUUGGGUUAAUUCUUGCCUGGUUACAGAUAAUGAAAUUGUGGAAAGUAAUUGGACUUCUUUCAAAGAUGUUUUGCUGGAGAUCAUUGGUGACCAAUCUGAGUCACUUGAUUCUUCUGCAACUGGAAGCAAUGGUUUUUCUGGGGCAACUGAAAUCAGGAUAGUUCCUUCCAUUGAGGAAGCAGAUGCUACCAAUUACUCAGGAAGAACCGAUGACUAUCCUGUCGUCGUUCCAAUUAAUGGAGACACUGAAACAAACACCAAUAAUAUUCCCAUCAAAAAGAGGACUGGUAUUCUGUCACAAUUUUUUCAGGAAGAUCCCACUGAAACAUUUCAGGGAAAUCCUUUCCUGCCUACCUACAAUGAGGAUGAGAGAAAGGAUGAAGCUGUUGAUUUAGGACUUCAAUUGAGUUUGUCUGCAGAUGAAAUGAAUUCAUCAACUGUGGAUAUCUUCAAGGUGUGGGAUUUGGACAUUCCAGCUGAGGAAGGUGAUCUUAUUAAACAGUUGAACAAGGCUGUUGCAGAGACAGAGACUGCCUUUCAAUCAACGCCAUUGGCUUUUGAUGAUUCAACAGCAUGGAAAGACUUGAAAGAUGAACCGCUAGAUAAUUUAAUUGCUGGCAUUGCAGAUCUAUCUUUAAAUACUAAAAGUUUUAGUUAAUUUGUCAGUCCAUAUUAGAAUUUAGGCACAUACAUAAUGUAGAUUUGUUGCAUUGCCAAGAUCUAUGUUGCUGUGAUCUUAUGACAUCAACAAUGAGGUAACAGGUCUUUGAAAUUUUUAGUUGUAGUAAUCAGGACUCAAUCUCUUGAGUGUCUUAUUAAAAAAUAUCGAGCUUUGGCUCUAAUGUGUCCCGAG